AAGAGCUCUUUUGGUGUUUGCUGAAUCAGUCUUUACCAUCCAAACACCUAAAUCCAGCUUCUUAUACAUCACUUGGAGACAACAACUCGGAUGACGGUCGUAUACCGUCCCACUGUCGACUGCUGACUUCGUGCUUCGCUGCCCCGGCCCCGGCCGCCGCCCUCUUCUUUCCUCCUUGCCAAUUCCAGUGCCGCAAUUACAAACAAAGCAUGGCGAGCUUCCUGAACAAGUGGAAGCCAGGUGUGGCAGGCGCAUCGAACAAUGCUAGCAAGGAGGCCAACAAGAAGAAAGAGGAGCCUGCCCCGGAGCUUACACCUCUGGAAAAGAUGCUGCAGACCACCGGGCCCCUUCGGCAAGACGGAAGCGAUAAGUACUUUGGUCUAGAGAAUUUCGGCAAUACAUGCUAUUGUAAUUCGAUGGUGCAAGCGCUCUACUACACCACAGCCUUCCGGGAACACGUGCUCAACUAUCCUCUUCUAACGCCGGCAGACACACCAAACGAAUACAAACCGAAAGUCAACGUCGUUGUUCGAGCGCCGGCCGAGAACGGGAGUGCGCAACAAGCAAAUGGGAAGAAACAAUUGACUACUGCGGAAGCUCUGGCAAGAAGGAGACAGAUCAAUACAGGACAACCUCCACCGGGCCAACAAGGCGUCAGACCGGAAGACAAACCAGACACGCCCGAAUACAAGAAGAAGCAGGCCAUGUUGAAAGGUCCAAUACUGGAGUUGGCGCAGGAAAAUCCGGGCGCAUUCGGAAUGGACGAAUGCACCUUCACGGGGUUAAGAGACAUUUUCAUGACACUGGUUGAGAGUAGUACACGGACGGGCGUGCUGAGUCCUCAGCGAUUCCUUGAGAUUUUCAAGCGUGACAACGAGAUGUUUCGAAACUCGAUGCACCAGGACGCCCAUGAGUUCUACGGCCUUGUGCUGAACGACGUCAUCUCAAACGUUGAGGCCAAUGCCAGACGGUUAAUAGAACAGGAGGCUAAGCGCGCCAAAGACGGAUUGGCCGCGUCGCUCGAGUCUGCUCUAGAAGUUGUUGCUAAGGGCACGCCAAAUGGGACAACUUCACCGGGCACAGGCUGGGUUCACGAUAUCUUCGAGGGUCUGCUCACAUCGGAAACGAAAUGCCUGACGUGUGAGACAGCCUCGCAACGAGACGAAACGUUCUUGGACUUGUCCAUCGAUCUCGAGGAACAUUCUUCGGUGACAUCGUGCUUACAGAAAUUCUCGGCCGAAGAGAUGCUAUGUGAGAGGAACAAGUUUCACUGCGACCACUGCGGCGGUCUACAAGAAGCUGAGAAGCGCAUGAAGAUCAAACGGUUACCGAAAGUGUUGGCUUUGCACCUCAAGCGUUUCAAGUAUACGGAAGACUACAGUCGUUUGCAGAAACUCUUCCAUCGAGUGGUUUACCCGUACCAGCUACGUAUGUUUAACACAACCGACGACGCCGAUGACCCGGAUCGAUUGUAUGAACUGUAUGCUGUCAUCAUCCACAUUGGCGGUAACGCGUACCAUGGUCAUUAUGUAUCAGUCAUCAAAACGGAGGAUCGAGGCUGGCUGUUAUUUGACGAUGAAAUGGUCGAGCCUGUGGACAAGCAUUAUGUCCGCAACUUCUUCGGAGACAAACCAGGCAUGGCCUGUGCAUAUGUAUUAUUCUACCAGGAGACAACUUUCGAGAAGGUUCGUGCGGAACAAGAGGCUGAAGGCUUAGAAGAGGUGCGAAUAGCCAGCGAGAAGGCGGGCGUGGCUCAGGAGAAUGGGCAACCUAAUGGACAGCCCUCCGGUCUGUUCAGGCAGACCACGACACCAAUCUCACCAACAGAUGACCACAAUGCUUUGGCCAACCUGGAUUACGCCGCCACUGCUCCAGUGCCGCCAAGUCAGCCUGUCUCACUCCCGGCUACCAUCAACCAAGUGGACGGAGUGGCUGAGGCAGAGACUACCAAGCCGAUACCAACAACAAAGGAACCGAAGAAAACGAAGGAAGAAAAGGAGCGGGAGAAGAAGGAAGCCAAGGCGGUCGAGAAAGCGCGAAAAUUGGCUGAGAAGGAAGAAAUCAAGGCGAAGGAAAAACAGCGCAAGGACAGGGAGGCUCAAUUAAGAGAUGCCCGCAAGACGGAAGCGGAUAAUCUUAGAAAGGCGCUCGAAGAGAGCAAAAAGAUGGCUGCACAGGACGAGGAAACAAGGAAAAAAGAACCGGCCACCCCGAACACACCGACACAUGCCUCAGGACUGCUGAAUCGGGCGAACAAGGGUAGCAAGCCCAUGUCCAAGAAGAGCUUUGGGUUUCUCAACAAGGACAAGUCUAAACGCGACAGCGACGAGGGACAGGAGAACGGGCAAAAUGGCGAGUCGAGUAGUGGAACUGCUGACAAGCACGACCACCACAAACUUAAGGAGCGAUUUAGUUUCAGCAUUGGGCGCAAAAAGAGCAGCAACAUCCUGUCGUAGUACGACACAAUGGCCGUUCAUGGAGUUCAGGGUUAAAGACUUAACAAAUGAAAUGGGGGAGACGCAAGCUCUUCUCAUUCUCGAGACACCACACGACGGCUUGCAUUCGUGUAGCAUUCAAGCAGUCCAUGGAACGAUUGCUAGCCAUGGAUCGGGCUCAUUGGAAGCAUUUUGCGCGUAUGGCAUGAG
This is a messenger RNA of Pseudomassariella vexata, 2645 nucleotides long. RefSeq lists its product as uncharacterized. The transcript has 4 exons. The record is from RefSeq and is a predicted model, not a curated record. Gene Ontology annotation, cellular component: nucleus; cytosol. Gene Ontology annotation, molecular function: cysteine-type deubiquitinase activity; cysteine-type endopeptidase activity. NCBI's taxonomy places the organism in Eukaryota, Fungi, Ascomycota, Sordariomycetes, Amphisphaeriales, Pseudomassariaceae. Gene Ontology annotation, biological process: protein deubiquitination. Bases 210 to 2456 code for a protein of 748 amino acids.